This is a messenger RNA of Cutaneotrichosporon cavernicola, 1863 nucleotides long. RefSeq lists its product as uncharacterized. The record is from RefSeq and is a predicted model, not a curated record. NCBI's taxonomy places the organism in Eukaryota, Fungi, Basidiomycota, Tremellomycetes, Trichosporonales, Trichosporonaceae. The coding region runs from base 1 to 1863 and encodes 620 amino acids. The transcript is spliced from 4 exons.
AUGCCUCCACAAGCUCCCGACCCAACGCAUACAGGUCUGCCCCGCGCGCACGUCUUCAUCACAGCUCUGGCAGCCGUAUGCGCCAUCAACAGACCACCACCAGGCGUGGUGUGGGACGCGGGACAAUGGCUCGUUGCGCUGUUGAAGCUGCUCGAUCUCGAUCGCGAGGCCCUCCCAACCGACGUGCCGCCCGAGGACGUCGCCAAGGUCGCCGCCGAGCGGGACAGCUGGAGCAUCAAUGAGCAGGACGCAAUGGCACGAGCGCUAGUACAAGCGGCUCUGGCGCCGCAGGAGGGCGAGGGCAAGCCAAAGGUAGCGUAUACGCCUGAUGCGCGUGCGGCUGCGCACAGCACACUUGAGCUCCUCGGUCUCGAUGCCGGCGUACUACUCCCCCGUGCUGAGGUUGCGCUCGCGACAAUGCUGGCGGCGGUGGCGAAUGGUGAUGCUGUGGAUGAGGCACGUAAGAAGCAGCGGGAUGGGUGGGGCGGUGCGCUUGGACGCGGUUUGGCGACCGCAGGCGGAUUUCUAGUGGGUGGCGUUCUCCUUGGCGUCACGGGUGGGCUGGCUGCGCCCGCCAUUGUUGCCCUCCUCGCUCCUCUCGGCCUUGGGGCCGCGUUGUCCGGAAUCGCCGCUCCCGUCGUUCUCGGUACCCUGUUUGGCUUGACUGGCGGGGGGCUUGCGAGUCGACGCGUUUCGCAGCGCUGGCGCGGUAUCGACGAGUUCAGCUUUGUUGAGGUCGGCGCGAACAGCAAGCCGACAAAGGACGAGAUCGACGAUAUGAAGGUGCGUGGGGCCAAGUCGGAGGAACCUGAGGAGCCAGAGUCCGAGCUGCUCUUCCAGGCACCCGAAGACGAUGAUGCAGCCGCGCGGCGUGAGGUCACGCGCAGUCGUAGGGAGCUCCGAGAUCGACUACAGCAGCUCUCGAUCAAUGCAGGCACGGAUAAGAAGGAGGUUGCCAAGACGCCACCCGACACGCCCGAUGUCCGCGCCGAGCUUAAGGAUAAGAUGCCAAGCCUGACUGCCACGAUUGUGGUUCCAGGUCUGCUGACCAUCUCACGCAUGGAGGCAAUCAGUGCGUGGCGCUCCAUCUGCUCGCGCGAGGCAUCGCUCCCGUUCACGCCGCGCAAGCCUGUCGAGCCCGCGGGCGAGGGGGGCGAGGGCGCUACCACGGGUCUUAAAGAUGGCCGUGACGUAUACGUCCUGCGCUACGAGACGGAGAUUAUGCUGUCGACUGGACGUGACCUCGAGUCUUGGGUCAUGACAAAGGUCAAGAGCAUUGCGGCUACCGAGGUGGUGAAGCGCACAAUGUUGAGCGCGUACUAUCUAGCCAUCGCGCUACCUCUCUCCGUGUACAAGCUGUCAACAUUAGCACUGGACAAUUCAUUCACAAGUUGCCAGAAUAAGAGCAUCAAGGCCGGCCGCCUCCUAGGUGAGGUCCUCGCACAACGCGUACAGGGUGAGCGGCCUGUGUCACUUAUCGGCACCUCUGUUGGGGCUCUCACUGUCCUCCACGCCCUCCUAUACCUGUCCGAGCAAGAUCAGCCGCAUCUCAUCGACUCGGUGUUUCUCGUCUCGCUUCCGUCGGCUCCAACCACGGCCGAAUGGUCGGCGGUGCGAAGCGUGACAGCUCGCCGGGUUGUCAAUGCGUGGUGCGGGAGUGACUUUGUUCUCGCUUCCGUGGUAAGACUGCACGAAGUCCUCUCGCGCGGUGUCACGGGCAAGAACGGUGUGUGUGUCGCGGGGUUGGGGCCUGUGCAGCAGCCUGGGGUUGAGGACAUGGACCUCAGCGACGUGUUGGACGGGCACAGCGAGAUCAACACCAAAAUGGGCGAAGUUUUGCAGGUAUUGGAGAUUGACGACUAG